UGUAUUCUGUAUUUAAAUGAUCGACACCGGUGCCUGAUGAUUACCAGAACAUCGAGAGCUAUAUGGUUUUCGAUACCGAUGAUUUGGUUCCUGACAAGUAUCGCCGCAACGGUGUCACAUCGAGUUUGACGUUGGAAUGUUUUCAGUAAACAUUUUCAGCUGAGGGAGACGAACAUACGGCAGAUAUCGUCGAUCCUUGAUUUUCCCAAUCAAUACAAUAAUUAUCGUAACAUUCUUUAAUCUUUACCCUGAAUCGUAAAGAUUCUCGAUGUUUUGUUUUAACGUCCGUAAACGUUAUCACGUUUGACUGCGGGUCACUUUUACACACGACUGCAAAAACAGAAUAUAUAUAUAAGGGAGCGUUGAAGGAAGUUUACGUCACUUGGAAAAUGUCAUCGGUUAAAAAGAGAUGGCAUGGAAAUACAGUACGUGCGCCCUGUUUAGAAGUGUUACGGUACCGGUGCUUACGCUGGACAAAAAGGAGGAAGUCGAGUCGAAACGCGUUUAAUGUUUCCAGAAGUCCCAGGCUGACCUGGAGUACAUGGAGAAGCGUCUGAGGCUGGACUUCAUCAACACUACAGCAGAGAAUGGAUGUGCUGCAGAGGAGAACCCAGCCGUGGUGAUGGAGAGGCUCAGGGCCCUGAAGGCCAAACACGCAGCUCUGUGCUCCCAGGUGAAGGAGAUAGCAGCCGUACAGAAGGAGUCCAUGGACUCCAUCAGGAGCAACAUGGAAGGGGCCAUGAAGCUGGUCCAACGGUUCCAGCAGACGGCUGACGUGGAGGUUGAACCACUGACAGAACCAGAGAGAGCGGCAGCAGAACUGUUCCUGGCCUCAGCUCCGUGUCAGACCACAGCACAGGCGCCCCCUGCUGUAGCAGCUCCUGAACACCAGCAGUCUCCCAGCAGUGACUAUGAUGAAGUGAGUGAAGCCAUGUUGAAGACCGUUCCUUCCAUCAUGCGCUCCAACAUCCAGCUGGCCGACCUCAACGUCUUCUACAGGCAGCUUCAGCAGCACUUCAGCACCAACAGCGGAGCGCUCAGUGUGCAGAAGAUGAAGAGUUUGAAGAUGAAGGUCAGUGAUUCCAAGCUGCGCCUCCUGCAGCAUCUGUCUUUAGUGGAGCAGGACAGAAAAGGUCAAGUUCGUCUGGUGAAGGGAGGCGGAGCCUGAGGAUGAGAUGGCUGUUGUAAAAAGACAUGCGUUCACAGAUCCAUCAGGGUUGUCAGAGCGGAGCUCACAGAGGAAACACAGGUCCACAUCAGAUUCUUCUCCACCGCUGUGUGAUUGUUCCAUUUAGAGGAAGUGUGACUUCUUUCUUCAUCCUCAUGGCUGCCAGCAGGGACAAAGGGAAAGAAAAGUUCCAUGUCUUCAACAAAGGGUCAGAGACGCUGAACUAUUUGAACUUUGUACAACUGGACUUCAUCAGUGACCAGAGGGCGACCCCGACCCUGACCUUGAACCCCGUGGGCUGUGGUGAAGAUAAUUCUGUAUAUAUUUAAAGUCAUACUAACUGUAAAUAAAGACUCAAACUGCAAA
Messenger RNA from Cynoglossus semilaevis (tongue sole), 1534 nucleotides. RefSeq names its product spindle and kinetochore associated complex subunit 2 (gene ska2). Gene Ontology annotation, molecular function: microtubule binding. The transcript is spliced from 7 exons. The record is from RefSeq and is a predicted model, not a curated record. NCBI's taxonomy places the organism in Eukaryota, Metazoa, Chordata, Actinopteri, Pleuronectiformes, Cynoglossidae. Bases 542 to 1168 code for a protein of 208 amino acids. Gene Ontology annotation, biological process: cell division; mitotic cell cycle; chromosome segregation. Gene Ontology annotation, cellular component: spindle microtubule; outer kinetochore.